AUGCUAAAUGAGGAGAAAUAUCGCAAAUCUUCUAUUACUAAAAGUAAACAAGAUUCGUUGAUUUGUCAGGGUUAUUUGUUGGUAGAAGAUUUCCUCCCAAAAGAGCUUCUGGAAGAAUGUAAACAAAAUAUUGAAGAAAUGGUGGAAGAUGUCGCUCAAAAAUUAUAUAAGGCUGGUAAAAUAAAAAAUUUAUAUAAGGACGUAGAUUUGUUUCAAAGAUUGACGAAAAUAGAGGAAGAAUUCCCUGGUGCAAAUAUAGUGCUACAUAAAUACCCUCAAUGUCCGAAGGCGUUUCAAAAAUUGUUCACGUAUGAGCCAUUAUUAAAUGUUAUAGAGCAGUUGAUAGGACCAGAAAUAGCUGCUCAUCCUGUUUGGAAUCUGAGAACUAAAACUCCUCAAAAUGAAGCCACUACUGUACCUUGGCAUCAAGAUGUCGGAUACCUUGAUAAUAGAUCUUACCAGGUAAUGCAAGCAACAGCAUGGAUACCGUUUUUAGAUACGACUUCCCAUAAUGGGUGUAUGCAGCCAUUAAUAACCAUCAAGGCAUUGCCGGAUAUUUUACAUUGUCACUGUGCCCCACUCGGCACCACAAAACAGCCGAAGGUAGUAGAAAAAGGACAUAAAACUGGUAAAGUAGCUGAUCAUCAAUGUUGUUAUGGUGGUACUUGGUAUGUUAUGUUAUUUGAAGAUGAGAUGGAGAAAAAACUCGAUGUAGAUGUUAAAAGAGAUGUAAGAACAUGUCCUGUACCGUUUGGUGGUAUGCUCCUUAUUAAUAAUUUGAUUCCACAUAGAAGUCUAAGUAAUCUUUCAAAUGACAUCAGAUGGAGCGCGGAUUUGAGAUGGCAAAAUCCAAAUUAUCCUGUUGGUUUUUAUGAUCUUAAAGAGAGCUUAUUAUUACGAUCACCAAAAUAUCCAAAUUUAAAAGUUGAUUGGGACUCGUGGAACAACGUCGAUCGCCAAAUUAAAGCAAAGGAAAUGGUUAAAGGCCAUAUAGCAAAUAUUGUCAGUGAUGACUUACCGGAUGAAGAAUUUGAUACAACAAUAACGGGUCCAUGGAUGAAGAAAUGGGAUUUGAUUCAUAUGAACAGACAUACAGAGAAAAUGUUGUUAGAAAGCAAAUAG
This is a messenger RNA of Lottia gigantea (owl limpet), 1122 nucleotides long. RefSeq lists its product as hypothetical. NCBI's taxonomy places the organism in Eukaryota, Metazoa, Mollusca, Gastropoda, Lottiidae. The coding region runs from base 1 to 1122 and encodes 373 amino acids. The record is from RefSeq and is a predicted model, not a curated record. The transcript has 9 exons.